Molecule: messenger RNA, 2068 nt
Organism: Xylona heveae TC161
Lineage: Eukaryota; Fungi; Ascomycota; Xylonomycetes; Xylonales; Xylonaceae
Product: elongator complex protein 3
Exons: 2
Coding region: 132-1886 (584 amino acids)
Biological process (GO): tRNA wobble base 5-methoxycarbonylmethyl-2-thiouridinylation
Cellular component (GO): cytoplasm; nucleus; elongator holoenzyme complex
Molecular function (GO): acyltransferase activity, transferring groups other than amino-acyl groups; iron-sulfur cluster binding
Source: RefSeq, a predicted model, not a curated record
ACCUAUAUGCCUGAGGGGCAACACACACUAUUCUAUCACCAUCAUCAACAUCAUCAACAUAACCAGUCCUCCUCCUCUCUAACCCCAGAGAUCACUUCUUUUACUCUGGCAGAAAACACCCGCCAGUCAUCAUGGCGACUGCCACCCUCACCAUGCCGGACCCGACCAAGCGUCGGCAGCCCAAGAACCUCAAGAUGCCCUCUGAGAGCGAACGAGCCAUGCGCGCCUGUGCUGAAAUUGCCAGUGCUCUGAUCCAGGACUACGAGGCCCAGAGCGACGGCGCAGCACCGAAGAAGGACAUCAAUCUGAACAGUCUUCGUGGACAAAUUGCCAAAAAGUACAAGCUCGCCAGCCAACCUCCACUGACGGCCAUUAUCGCUGCGGUCCCCGAGCACUACAAGAAAUAUGUUCUUCCAAAACUCAUUGCCAAACCAAUCCGAACGUCCUCCGGUAUUGCCGUUGUGGCAGUUAUGUGCAAACCUCACCGAUGCCCACACAUUUCCUACACGGGCAACGUCUGCGUCUAUUGUCCCGGUGGCCCAGACUCUGACUUUGAAUACUCGACGCAAUCCUACACUGGCUACGAGCCGACAUCGAUGCGUGCCAUUCGUGCGCGCUACGACCCUUACGAACAAGCCCGCGGACGAGUCGACCAGAUCAAAUCCCUAGGCCACAGCGUCGACAAGGUCGAGUACAUUAUCAUGGGCGGCACAUUCAUGUCUCUUCCAGAGAGUUACCGAGAGGAAUUCAUCUCGCAACUGCACAACGCACUGAGCGGCUACCAAACGAACAAUGUCGACGAAGCCGUCGAGGCCGGCGAGAUGAGUAACAUCAAAUGCGUCGGCAUCACCAUUGAAACCCGCCCCGACUACUGUCUGGACACACAUCUCAGCAGCAUGCUUCGAUACGGCUGCACUCGUCUCGAAGUCGGCGUGCAGUCUCUCUACGAGGACGUCGCGCGAGACACGAACCGCGGCCACACCGUUGCAGCCGUCGCCGAGACAUUCAAGCUCGCCAAAGACUCGGGUUUCAAAGUCGUCAGCCACAUGAUGCCGGAUCUGCCCAACGUCGGCAUGGAGCGCGACCUCGAUCAGUUCCGGGAAUACUUUGAGAACCCCGCCUUCCGAACCGACGGUCUCAAGAUCUACCCCACCCUCGUCAUCCGUGGAACAGGUCUCUACGAACUCUGGCGAACAGGCAGAUACAAGAACUACACCCCCAACGCACUGAUCGACCUCGUGGCGCGAAUCCUCGCGCUCGUUCCACCAUGGACCCGUAUUUACCGCGUGCAGCGCGACAUCCCCAUGCCGCUCGUCACAUCGGGUGUCGAGAACGGCAACCUGCGCGAACUGGCACUCUCCCGAAUGAAAGAUUUCGGAACCACCUGCCGCGACGUGCGCACUCGCGAAGUCGGCAUCAACGAAGUCAAGAACAAAAUUCGCCCAUCGCAAGUCGAGCUCGUGCGCCGCGACUACGUGGCCAAUGGCGGCUGGGAGACCUUUCUGGCGUACGAAGACCCGAAGCAGGAUAUCUUGAUUGGUCUCCUGCGUCUGCGCAAGUGCUCGUCCACACAUACGUUCCGGCCGGAAUUGACUGGCCAGCAGAGCAGUCUGGUGCGCGAGCUCCACGUGUAUGGUACUGCCAUUCCUGUCCAUGCCAGAGACCCCAAGAAGUUCCAGCACCAGGGCUACGGUACCCUGUUGAUGGAAGAGGCUGAGCGUAUUGCGCGUGAGGAACACGGAAGUAAGAAGAUUAGCGUCAUCUCCGGUGUCGGUGUCCGCAGUUACUACGCCAAGCUCGGAUACUGGCUUGAUGGCCCGUACAUGAGCAAGAUGCUGGACGAUGAAAAGGAUGAUGAUGCCGAAAGCGAGAGCGAUGAUGAGUAGAACAUACAUGAACUUGGGUCGUUUCUCUUUUAUAACAGUUAUUUUUGGGAAAGUCUAGGGUGGUCUUAUGCAUCACAUGUGCAUUCUAAGGCGUUUAAGAGGGUCGUAUCUUUGGGGGCGGAAACGGCGUUGGUACUAUGUAUUCACAAUCUUCCCCGCCAAUUUUUGUGGCGGGUAUAUCA